Messenger RNA from Megalobrama amblycephala (Wuchang bream), 1500 nucleotides. It is a transcript of the gene dlx6a, whose product is annotated as distal-less homeobox 6a. Lineage: Eukaryota; Metazoa; Chordata; Actinopteri; Cypriniformes; Xenocyprididae. Gene Ontology annotation, molecular function: RNA polymerase II cis-regulatory region sequence-specific DNA binding; DNA-binding transcription factor activity, RNA polymerase II-specific. The record is from RefSeq and is a predicted model, not a curated record. Gene Ontology annotation, biological process: regulation of transcription by RNA polymerase II; embryo development; cell differentiation. Bases 340 to 1086 code for a protein of 248 amino acids. The transcript has 3 exons.
ACUCACUGUGAAGUCUCAGCUAAAGCAGAGAACUGAUGACGUUAGGUUGAAUGACCAAUCGGAAGGCGCUGCCCUUUGGAGACAAACCAUUUUACUUGUAGUGGCUGCAUCAAGUCUGGAAGCAAGGACUCAAAUUUAACAGAAUCCACCUUAAAAUCUCUGCCUUUACUCAAGCCCACCUUCCACCAUACCGCGUGAGAAUUACAGGACAAAAAAGGAUAAAUUGUGGAGGUAAUAACGCAAUAUCCCCUAACCAAGGAGAGAAAGAAACGAACACAACGAAAGGACUCAUUUGGACUUCAGAGAUAGGGGGUAAGUGCUCUCAAGGCAGAAAAUUUGAUGAUGACCAUGACUACGAUGGCUGACGGUCUGGAGGCUCAAGACUCGUCAAAAUCUGCUUUCAUGGAGUUUGGACAGCAAUCGCACUCACAACAGAGCUCUCCGUCGAUGGCCGCCAGCCAUUAUCCGCUCCACUGUCUCCAUUCCGGGUCUCAUCAUCAUCAUCAUCAGCACGACAGCUCUCCGUACUCCGGCUCGAACUCCUAUAACAGGUCGCUACCUUACUCCUAUGUGAGCCAUCCCCACCACAGUCCGUACCUGCCGUCCUACCACAGUAACGCCAGCGGAACACAGACCAGGUUAGACGCCACAGAACAGCAGAAAACAACAGUGAUUGAAAAUGGAGAAAUACGUUUCAACGGAAAAGGCAAAAAGAUCAGAAAACCGAGGACGAUUUAUUCCAGUUUGCAGCUCCAGGCAUUAAAUCACCGGUUCCAGCAGACUCAAUACCUGGCGUUACCAGAGCGCGCGGAGUUGGCUGCCUCUCUCGGGCUCACACAGACACAGGUAAAGAUAUGGUUUCAAAAUAAAAGAUCCAAGUUCAAGAAGUUGUUGAAACAAGGCGGUAACCCUCACGAGAGUGACCCUUUGCCCGGCUCCAUCGCUCUGUCUCCGCGCUCUCCAGCCAUUCCGCCUAUCUGGGACGUCUCAGCCUCCUCUAAAGGAGUAAACAUGUCUGCUAACAGCUACAUGCCCGGUUACUCACACUGGUACUCGUCGCCUCAUCAGGACGCCAUGCAGAGAUAGGCAACUAGACCUGUUUUAGGCCAGAGGCCUUGACGUUGACAUCUUGUCUUCGCCCAGUUCACGGUUUAACAUCCCUAAUAGAGACAUAUUGUAGCCUAUUAAGGGGACGAUUUCUUUUGAAGGAUGAAGGCAUGUGGUGUGGCGAAGCUCGACAGUGGAACUAAAUGUCAGUAGCAUCAUAAACGGAUUUAUUAAAAUCUGUUCUCACGUUUGGCUGUAAUCAAACACAAUCAUCACCAACAUGAAAUUGGGACAUGAAGCGAAACGUUUUGUCACGCGCUUGAGUCGCAUUUGAAAACGAACUCAAACCUCCUGCGUUUAUGUUUUUGAUCAUGCAAACGAAAGCAGUUUGAUUGUAAAUAUAUUGUCCGAUUUUAGUUGUUAAAAACUUUUUAUGUUUUGUCAUAAAUGGAG